AUGUCGAAAGGCACAUCACCCGACCACUUAGUUGGUGAGACAAGCUUUAUUGAUAUCUGCCCCACCGCCAUCGAGGGGGAGGCGGCGGCCCUAUUGUACCCCAUUGACGAUGACAGACAGAUGCUGCGCUGUGCGCUGUCCAUCUCAAACUAUCGCGUUUUGAUCUCCCCUGGGAAGAAAGGUAGCGCCGAGGAUGAAUUGGGUUUCUCGCUACCGCUACUAUCGAUUGCUUCAUGGAAUGUGCAGCGCAGAGCACUCAAAGCAACAACGCGUGCGGUAUUUCAGUGGGGACGAGAGCAAACGGUUGCUGACCACGACACGGUAACGCGCGCAAUGGACGAAACAACGCCACCGCCGCUUGCCCAAAGUAACUUCCCUUCAGCCGGGUACACGUUGAAGAUUUCAUCGAAGCACCUUUGGGAAGUGGAGGUUCUGUUGCAAGGAGAGCGCGUGGCCAACACAGUGAGAGACCUCUGGCGAUACUUCCACACCACGCAACUCAAGGGCAUGCCGGCUUUCCUACUCUACAGGGAGCGUUACGCCGCACUAUGUGAAGAUGCCGUUUGUGAUAAUGAUGAUAUUCAUGAAGAAAAUCACAGGGAGGAUAAAAAGAACAAUAAUAGCAGUAAUGAUGAUGAUAAUAAUAAUAGGGAUAAGAAUAACGACGAAUUGACCAAUGGGGAUGAUGGUGGUCGUUGUGGUUUCGAGAACCACAUAGACAUGGUCGAGUUCGGCUGGAAUCUGUUCGACGCCGACCGAGAGCUGGAGAGGCAGUUGUCAUUGUACCCCGGUACUGCCGUGCCAAGUGUCAGCGAUGUGUCCCGCGUCGGUAUCAAGCGAGACUUGCGGCCAUGGUUUCGUUUGACAAGUGUUAAGCAGUCAAAGAAUAGCUACGGCAAGUCGCCAACUUAUCCGUUCCGUGUGGUUGUCCCCAACGCGGCGAGUGACGAGCUGUUGGAAGACGUCAUGGCGGCUCGCUCUCGAGCACGUUUCCCUGCCAUUUCCUUUGUGCAUCUUGGAAGCGGCGCGGUGCUUGCGCGAUCCUCGCAGCCCUUGGCGAGGUCGCCGGCGCUGCGUCAGGACGGUGAGCUCUGUCGCAUGUUUGCAAACAGCGGUUAUCAUGCCCACAACGCCGAACCAAGAAGCGAGCCUCCUGCUGUGGUACCUAUCGUGCCAAUCAGCACUCGACAGGCACCACCACCCUCCCUAUUUGACACGGGAUCGGAGGAACCUCCGGCACAGCGUUUCCCCGCUGCCACGCACCAGGACACAACGUCAACCACGCGAUCUCAACGAACACUCUACGUCGUUGAUUGCCGACCAUCCAACGCGGCCCAUGCGAAUCUUGCCAUGGGCGGGGGCUACGAGAGCGGUGCUACGCACGACUUCUGUGAGGUUAAGUUUCACGGCAUUGAAAACAUUCACAGUGUCUCCAAGUCCUUUUCGAAGUUGAAGGCCCUCAUUCAUCGGUUCAACGGAAAGCAACCGAAGGAGAAUUUUCUUUCGCAGCUUCACGAGACAGGAUGGCUCUAUCACAUUCAAAGGUUGUUAAUUUGCUCCAACAAGAUUGCGGAUUCCCUGGACCUUGGGGACUCCUGCCUCGUGCACUGUACCGAUGGAUGGGAUCGCACACCGCAAUGCACCGCCACCGCAAUGUUGCUGUUGGACCCAUUCUAUCGGACCAUCGUCGGUUUUAGUGUACUAGUAGAAAAAGAAUUUUGCUCAUUUGGCCACAAGUUUGCCGAACGGUGUGGCCAUCAGGUGCAGGGAGAAACCAGCUACACCUCCGAUGCGGGUGUUUCCGGAUCCGACACGGAGGCGCAGCAAUCGAACACAAAGUUGCAGCCUUCUCCCAUCUUUUUGCAAUGGAUGGACGUGGUGUUUCAGUUGGUGCGUCAAUUUCCACGGCACUUUGAGUUCACCACGCGGCUACUGGAGUACCUCAGUGAGGAGGUGUACGCCUGCCUGCACGGAACAUUUCUCUGC
Messenger RNA from Trypanosoma cruzi, 1986 nucleotides. Its product is annotated as zinc-binding phosphatase, putative. The annotation marks the transcript as partial. NCBI's taxonomy places the organism in Eukaryota, Euglenozoa, Kinetoplastea, Trypanosomatida, Trypanosomatidae. The record is from RefSeq and is a predicted model, not a curated record. The transcript has a single exon.